AUGAGUAAGAACAUUGUGCUUCUCCCUGGUGAUCACGUCGGCCCUGAGGUUGUGGCAGAAGCCGUCAAGGUUCUUGAGGCCGUGUCAUCAGCCAGCGGCGUCAAGUUCAGCUUUUCCAAGCACCUGAUCGGCGGUGCCUCGAUCGAUGCUUGUGGGGUGCCGUUGUCCGACGAGGCUCUCGAGGCCGCCAAGAAGGCCGACGCCGUUCUGCUUGGAGCUGUUGGAGGCCCUAAGUGGGGGACUGGCGCUGUGCGUCCUGAACAGGGUCUGCUGAAGAUCAGAAAAGAGCUCAACUUGUACGCAAACCUGCGUCCAUGCAAUUUUGCUUCCGACGCUCUGUUGAAGCUGUCUCCGCUGAAACCAGAAAUUGUCAAGGGCACUGACUUUGUUGUUGUGCGUGAGCUGGUUGGCGGAAUUUACUUUGGCGACCGCAAAGAGGAUACCGGCGACGGAGUUGCCAGAGACACCGAGAGCUAUUCGGUUGCAGAAGUGCAGAGAAUCACGAGAAUGGCGGCUUUUUUGGCGUUGCAGAGCGACCCACCGCUGCCGCUGUGGUCGCUGGACAAGGCCAACGUGCUUGCGUCCUCGCGGCUGUGGCGCAAGACUGUCGAGGAGACCAUCAAGAACGAGUUCCCGCAGCUGACGGUGCAACACCAGCUGAUCGACUCCGCGGCCAUGAUUCUGGUCAAGUCGCCAACCAAACUCAACGGCGUCAUUGUCACCAACAACAUGUUUGGCGACAUCAUUAGCGACGAGGCCAGCGUGAUCCCUGGGUCUCUUGGUCUGCUGCCUUCUGCCUCGCUGGCUUCUCUCCCUGACACAAACAAGGCGUUUGGCCUUUACGAGCCGUGCCACGGCUCGGCCCCGGACUUGGGCCCGGGCAAGGUCAAUCCAUUGGCCACAAUAUUGUCUGCGGCCAUGAUGCUGAAGCUGUCGCUGGACAUGGUGGACGCGGGCCGUGCGGUCGAGCAGGCCGUGAAGAACGUCCUGGACGCGGGCAUCAUGACCGGCGACCUAGGCGGAAGCUCAUCGACCCAGGAAGUCGGCGACGCCGUUGCGCAGGAGGUGAGCAAGCUGCUUAACAAAUAA
Ogataea haglerorum is the source of this 1089-nucleotide messenger RNA. RefSeq lists its product as uncharacterized. Gene Ontology annotation, molecular function: magnesium ion binding; NAD binding; 3-isopropylmalate dehydrogenase activity. Gene Ontology annotation, cellular component: cytosol. The record is from RefSeq and is a predicted model, not a curated record. Bases 1 to 1089 code for a protein of 362 amino acids. The transcript has a single exon. Gene Ontology annotation, biological process: L-leucine biosynthetic process. NCBI's taxonomy places the organism in Eukaryota, Fungi, Ascomycota, Pichiomycetes, Pichiales, Pichiaceae.